AUGAAGGUUUCAAGGGAAGAAAAAGAUCAUCGUCAUGGCUUGAACCCUGGCCACCGGCUAGUCCAAAAGGAGAGAGAAAGAAAGAAGGAAGGAGGGAAGUGGGGGGAGGGGGGAGGCAGGCUGAAGCGGAAGCGGUGGGAGAAGGACGCAGAUUGGAUGCAACGGUUGCACAAUUCAUUCGAGGAUGGCUAUCUUCCAACAGCAACGCCGCGCCCUCGUUGGCCCUGCCCUCCCAUCAGUCAAGCGGACCCUCCUGUGGACUGCAAGGCUCUCUCGUUGCCUCCACACCCCAUCAUUGAACUCCCUUGUACGACGUGCAUGGUGGGUGAGCUCAUUCUACCAUACGAUACCGUACACGAGGGCAUGAAGACUGGCUGGACCCGCCCGACUCCGGGCCUUGUUGGUAUCCGCAAUUCUGAAAAGCGCGCGACGCAUGAAGUGCUUCUAGCCGCGCUAGGGAUAGACAAGAGAAUAAUCCAUGGUGCGAAGAGGAUGGCCAUCUGCACGUCUGAUUGGGGCGGAUCUCUUUCCAACCCAUGCUGGAUACUGUCGGGGAUGAUGAAAUGGGUAGGGGUGGGUGUCGGGCCCGUGAACAUGGAAGUGAUGCGGGUGGAUUAG
Molecule: messenger RNA, 618 nt
Organism: Aspergillus affinis
Lineage: Eukaryota; Fungi; Ascomycota; Eurotiomycetes; Eurotiales; Aspergillaceae
Exons: 1
Coding region: 1-618 (205 amino acids)
Source: RefSeq, a predicted model, not a curated record